Messenger RNA from Trypanosoma cruzi, 1188 nucleotides. Its product is annotated as RNA-editing complex protein, putative. Bases 1 to 1188 code for a protein of 395 amino acids. The record is from RefSeq and is a predicted model, not a curated record. The transcript has a single exon. Lineage: Eukaryota; Euglenozoa; Kinetoplastea; Trypanosomatida; Trypanosomatidae.
AUGCGGCGGAUCGCAUCACACUUGUCACAACGGACAUAUCGAGCGUUGUUUCCUCGAGGCGGAGGAUUUUACGCCCCGCCGUUCAACAUGUCGACUCGCUUCUACCGAGAAACGUCGCUGUUGCAGGCCCCAAAGACGGAGACUCCCGCGUACCAAUGCGGUGAGUGUGGAAAGACGUUUCGACUGCUUAACGCAUUGAAUCAUCACAUUAUGACAAAGCACGCGGGACACGCGAAGGCGAUGGUGCUAAAAGCAGGCAAACUGGAGGAGGUCAAGCCAGAGGAGGCAAAAAACAAGUCAUCACAUGCUACAGACGCCACUCAUGCAGCUUCGACAACAGCAACGGGAGCCACCAUGUCAGCCACACAAAUUCCAACGGGAUUUCCCGGCAUGACGUAUUCUCCUCUUGGAGGCACCGCGGCAUUUGGAUCACCUCUUGGUGUUGCGUCGAUGCCCCUGACAUCGACGGCGGCAGCAGGUGCUCCGACCAAUGCAGGGAAAAAUGCUUCCGGGACAGAAAGUUCCGUGGCCGAUGAGGAUGCCGACAAGAAACUUUUUGUUUGCACCAUUUGCCAGAAGACUUUUCGUUUAGAGGCUGCCCUGCAGCACCACUACCAAGCCAAACAUAACAUGGAAAUGCCGACGAAUUCUACAAGCGCUAGUAGUACUCGAGCGGCAUCUCAAAGCAGCACAAAUCUGGGGGCGGCAAAUGCCAUUUUUGGAGGUGCCACGGAUGACGCAGUAAAGUCUACUACCGGCGUUCACUAUGUUCAUAGCCAAGAAUCUGUUCUUCCACAGGCACCACAGUAUCACCUUGAUGUUGCACCUAACGCACCGGAAGAGGGAGAUGUGGCAGCUCACUGGCGCUGCGUAAACUACUGCGUUGUGCUGGGCCCUGUGCAGAACAUUCAGGAGGGCUACGUAUUUGAAGAGAAGGUUGUGCAAUUUACGUUAAUCACAGACUUUGAAGGUCCCUCUCCCGGAGAUCCUGAUAAGGACUUUCACACCGUAAGAAUUUUCGAUAAUUCCUUCUGUGAGCAGAUGAAAAAAGAACUAAAGGAGGGCGAUCGUUUUCUCGUAACUGGUCGCUUGCGCAUGAUACCACAGUAUGACAGUGCGAUGAAGAAGUAUUAUCACUACCCCGUCAUUCAGGUACACCCGGGAUGUGGGUCUGUUGUAAAGGUGUGA